Molecule: messenger RNA, 409 nt
Organism: Brassicogethes aeneus
Lineage: Eukaryota; Metazoa; Arthropoda; Insecta; Coleoptera; Nitidulidae
Source: the annotation of a GenBank genome assembly
UAAUCGUAAUGGCAUCGGCAAGUAGUACAAGUGCAAGAUCAUUGUUUGCUGAUUCGAAAAUGAGGCUAGCGGACAGAGUUCAAGUAAAUGUGAAUAAUAUUUCCUCGUUGGCAAGACAAAUUACACGGGGAUCUAAAUCUAGUGAAAUUUUAAUGCAUUCAGCUAGGAAUUUCGCCGCGUUGGAACAAUCGAUGGAAAACACGGAAAAUAACCUUAAAAAAAUGCAGCUUUUGUGUGUACAUUUGGGUUAUCAGCAAGAUUCAAUGAUUAAAUCUGCGACACAAUUGGAAGAAGUUAAAGAGCAAGUCUGUGCAAUGCAGCGAUAAUUUUAUCAACUGUGCUUUGCUGUCAUUUGAUCAAAUUUGUUUUACACAGUCCCAACCACAGAACAUAACUGCCAGGCAGCACU